UACCUUGUGAGCCACGUUUCUAGCCUUAAUUUCAUUCCAAAAACCUGUAUUUAAAGCCCUAUGUUUUAAAGAACACACCUUUUUUUUUUUUCUUAACAACAUCUUUGAAUCUCUCCCUUUUAAAACCUCUUCUCACUUCCUUCAUAUCUUUCCCUUUCCUUUCUGGGUUCUGUUAAGUCCUUAUUGAUUUUGAGAAAUUUGGUUUAUUGAUCAAUUUUCUGUCUCAAAGUUUUGAACUUUAACGCUUAUUUGAGAAAACCCAUUUCAGAAAUUAGUGAAAAAAGAAAGAAAGGAAGGCUUUUUAGAAAAAGAAAAUCAAAGAAAAAUGGAAAAUAAAUCAGGGGUUUGUAAAGAAGAUCAUGAGUUGAUGGAAUUACCACCUGGAUUUCGAUUUCACCCAACUGAUGAAGAACUCAUAUCUCACUACUUAUCUCCCAAAGUUCUCAACAAUCGAUUCUCAGCUAGAGCUAUUGGUGAGGUUGAUUUGAACAAGUGUGAGCCAUGGGAUUUGCCUUGGAGAGCUAAAAUGGGUGAAAAAGAAUGGUACUUUUUCUGUCAAAGGGAUAGAAAAUACCCAACUGGUUUAAGAACCAAUAGAGCUACAGAAGCAGGGUAUUGGAAAGCCACAGGAAAAGAUAAAGAAAUUUUCAAAGGAAAAACACUUGUUGGGAUGAAGAAAACUCUUGUUUUCUACAAAGGAAGAGCCCCAAAAGGAGAAAAAUCCAAUUGGGUUAUGCACGAAUAUAGAUUAGAAGGAAAAUACUCUGUUUAUAAUCUCUCAAGAGAAACUAAGAAUGAGUGGGUGAUUUGCAGAAUCUUUCAAAAGAGUUGUGGUGGUAAAAAAACUCAUAUUUCAGGGUUGGUGAGACUAAGCUCUUAUGGUUCUUUACUACCUCCAUUAAUGGAGUCAUCUCCUCCAUAUAACAACGACCCAAGAACCACCACAGUCACUAAUACAAGUAGUAACAACAGUACUGCAACUCACGUGACCUGCUUCUCCGAUCCAAUGGAGGAUCAGAAAAGUCAACAACAUCAAACCAUGAAUAACAACAAUAUUCAAAGCUUCAACAAUCAUCAUCAUCAUCAUCAGAACUCUCUCUUCUCACAUAAUCAAAUCAUAAUCCAAGAAAGAUUUGGGAAUUUACAAUACCCAGAUUCUCUUUUGAUGCAAGAAGACUCGAUUUUGAGUAUGUUGAUCGAGAAUAAUAAUAAUCAAGCUCCGGAAAUGAAACUAUGUCGUUCGUCCAAAACAGAGUUUGAACCAGAGUUUCGAAUAAACGACAGGUCGUUUGAUGAGCAAAACGACCCGUCGUCUUCUGUUGGUCCUGUUGACUUGGACUGUCUCUGGAAUUAUUGAAGAUAUAUGUGAACAAAAAUAUUGUUCAUUUAAAAUUAUUACUAUGUAUAGAUUUUAUUAUUGGGUCCAUAUAAUAUUUCUUGGUAAGUUUAUUUUUAUAUAUAUAGAAAAAAAAAUAAGAAAAAAAAAAGAUUAUUAUAUGUAUAAUAGGGAAUUAAUUAAUUAAUUCAUAUAUGGUUUAGGUGGUGCGUUUGUAAAAUUGGGUUGUAUACAAAAGCAUUCAUAACUUGGAAUUUGAUUACUAUUUAUAUUAAUUAAAAAUACUAAGUAAAUAUUUGCUUUGUCUA
Messenger RNA from Cannabis sativa, 1644 nucleotides. Its product is annotated as NAC domain-containing protein 100. Lineage: Eukaryota; Viridiplantae; Streptophyta; Magnoliopsida; Rosales; Cannabaceae. Gene Ontology annotation, molecular function: DNA binding. The record is from RefSeq and is a predicted model, not a curated record. Gene Ontology annotation, biological process: regulation of DNA-templated transcription. Bases 326 to 1357 code for a protein of 343 amino acids. The transcript has 3 exons.